UGUGUGUGUGUGUUACAAAUUGUUAGUUAUAUAGUUACUACAUUAUGGUCCAAACUUUAAUUCCCAUGUGUUUGGUUUUUGUUACCUAGCUUCUGGAACAUGUAUAUGUAUCUAAGACAAGUCAAAAACAGAAGCUCUUACAUUGCAGUUCCUGCGCUAAAUUAUUACCUUUCCUUAAGCUACAUCACUGUUGCCAAUUGCCAUUAUUAUUAUUAGAUCCUCCUAUUAUUGCUAGCGUGACAGUGACACAUACACCCACAGAGAGAUUGAGAGAAGGAGAGAGAAGAGUGCGUUUCUUGAGUGUAGCCAAAGCACCGCCAUUGCAGGAAACCACACUUCCACGUGAUUCCAAUGUUUCUCAGCAAUGUACAACUACCGAAUUACCAUCAUGGGUGCCUGACAUAGAUAUAAAAAGCUCAUCUUUUUUUUUUCUUUUUGUUUAUCAGAAUUUUUGUAGCUGGAGAGAGGUACCAAUGGGGUCUCGCUUGGAUCAGUACGAGAUCAUGGAGCAGAUCGGCAGAGGAGCAUUUGGAGCUGCAAUUCUCGUUCAUCACAAAACAGAGAAGAAAAAAUAUGUGUUGAAGAAAAUAAGGCUUGCGAGGCAGACUGAAAGGUGCAGAAGAGCUGCACAUCAAGAGCCUGUAUUGGGAAUUCUAGAUGGUUCUUAUUGCUCGAAUUCGGCACCCGUACAUUGUGGAAUUCAAAGAGGCUUGGGUUGAGAAGGGUUGCUUUGUCUGCAUUGUUACUGGAUACUGUGAAGGUGGAGACAUGGCUGCAUUGAUGAAAAAAUCAAACGGGGUAUACUUUCCAGAGGAGAAACUCUGCAAGUGGUUUGCACAAUUACUCUUAGCGGUGGAAUAUCUGCAUUCCAAUUAUGUAUUACAUCGUGACUUAAAGUGUUCAAACAUUUUUCUUACCAAGGAUCAGGAUGUUCGCCUAGGGGAUUUUGGGCUUGCCAAGACACUAAAAGCAGAUGAUUUGGCAUCUUCGGUGGUAGGAACUCCCAACUACAUGUGUCCUGAACUGCUUGCAGAUAUUCCUUACGGAUUCAAAUCUGAUAUUUGGUCAUUAGGGUGUUGUAUAUAUGAAAUGGCUGCUCAUCGCCCUGCAUUUAAAGCUUUUGAUAUGGCAGGAUUGAUAAGUAAGGUGAAUCGUACCGCAAUCGGCCCAUUGCCUUCCUGUUAUUCCCCAUCCUUGAAAAUGCUAAUAAAGUGCAUGCUGCGAAAAAAUCCCGAGCAUCGUUUAUCAGCAUCUGAGAUCUUAAAACACCCCUAUCUGCAACCUUAUGUUGAUCAAUAUCGUCCGUCUUUUUGUCCGCCUACAACCUGUUCUCCUCAAAAGUCUAUUGGAGUUUUCCAGGAUCCUCGAAGAAAUAGGCCUGAAAGCCAAAACAAUAAUAGCUCAAGCAGUGACAAAGAUUGUUUGAUGUCAAAUGAGAGAAACAUGGAAAUGGCAGAGCCAAGUUUUGGUAGAGAAACCACAAUUCAGGCAUUAGUUGUUGAUGAUGGCUCUGAGUAUCCCCUGCCUAGUGAAGAAGGAAAUUGUUCCAGCAAUGUUAAAACAGUAAAGGUGGUGAAGCCAUCUCAUAAUGAAAACCAUCCUAAUAUUGCAUCUAAGGAACAAAACCUUUUCAAGAAUACAAUGAUUGCUUUAAAAGACAGAAGAGUUAGAGAAUCAAGUUCUCCAAUGAGAGGCAAUCACAUAAAGGCUGGCAAUGUAUCCAUCCAAAAAAUAAAUACAGAGAUACCUUCCAAAUUGCCCAAACCUAGUUUUGGUUUGAGGCCUAAUUUAGAGGCACCAACUAUUGCACCUGCAAAAGCAACCUUUGAUUCUGCAAAGGGAUCACAUAGUUUAAAGUAUCAGUUACCGAUGACAGAAUCAUUGCCGAAAACCAGACCUCGAGAUAUUGUGACUCUGCCAUCCGGCCGAACCAAACAAAUAGUUGGAAAUGGAGUUCCUGCCAAGCCAAGGCAAAUGACUCCUCCAAGAUUACUCAGACCACCUUCAUCUCCAGUUCGUAUGAGGCAGGCCAGGCUUGAUUUUCCAAACAUAGUGAAUGAUAUAAGAAACUCGAAUCCAGUGGUUCAUGAGCCUAAGAUGAGCCAUCAUAGGUUGACUAACAGUCAUAUACCACGUGUUUCGAGAGAUAUUAGGAAAGAGCCUCGGAAGUAUUCUGAACAGUGCUCAAAAGGAAUGCAAACAGACAGCAGCAAUUCAGUCUCAUCUUCAGUGUCUAUUCAAGGAUUUGAACUUUGUGAUGAUGCAACUACUUUUAUGGACUUGAGUGAACUCACACUUGCUGAUCAUGAGAAUAUAAACCACAUUGAGAAUGUGGAAUCACAUCUAAAUAGCAACUUGCCUCAUACGCAUUCUGAGACAUCUGAAGAUGUGUCUUGGGAAUCUGCAAGGCUUCCACGGAGCUUCCAUAAUAGCAAUACAAGCAAUGAGAACCUAAGUUCCACUUUAUCUCAGGAUCACUCAGUUCAAGAUCAUAAGGGAAUUUUCGCUUCUGAUGAUGGUUGUCCCAUAAAUCGGACAACCAUAUCUGCUGCCUCAGGUUGUGGUAGAAAAUCUCUACAGCCCUCUGCUUCAGCUGCAAAAGAAUCCAAAGAGCUUCAAGACAUUUCUGUGGAAACUACUUCAGCUAAGUCUCUGAAGCAUCCAAUUCCCAUUUCUGAAGAGAAGUCUUCUUGUGAAGAAAGCACACCGGAUAAUAGGCCUGAUAAAGAUAGCCAACCAAAACUUAUGAUCACCCCAAGUGGUGAUGAAGAAUCCAAGGUAACCAAAAGAUUGUCAUCAGUGGCUGAAACAGAUCCUCUGAUAGUCUCCACUAAAAUUCCAAGCCAGAACAUUUUGCAAGAAGAGAAAGGAGCAGUUUUACAGAACACAUCAGCUGAAAUUUCAUCUGCUGAUCAACUUCCUCCAGCUUAUGGUGAUGUCAUCCAUGUUAUACGGCAUAGUAGUUAUCGUGUCGGGAGUGAGCAGCCGGUGAAGGAAUCUGUAGAAGUGGGAGUUCAAAAUGUUGAUGUUGGCAAGUUCAUCAGCAUUGUAAGGGAUGAUGCAGAAAUGAGAAAUGUAAGCACUCCUUUGGCCCUUAAUUCUUCAAAUUCUUCUGAUCAUUUAGAAUCUCCAAGUUGCCCUGGCACGUUGAGUUUGGAAUCAAGUACUCUUGACCAACCUACCAUUAAGGAUCAAGAUUUGAAAAUCCCUGAUUCUACAGUAUCAAAAUCUGAUUCCACUAAAUAUGAGACUAGUACAGUCAAAGAGGAAACACAGGCAAAGGAAAUUUUGGAUGUGAAAUCUUCAAGACAGAGAGCUGAGGCACUUGAAGGUCUCUUAGAACUUUCUGCAGACUUGCUGGAGCAGAACAAAUUGGAGGAGCUUUCAAUUGUUUUGAAGCCAUUUGGAAAAGAUAAGGUAUCCCCAAGGGAGACAGCCAUUUGGUUAGCCAAGAGUCUAAAAGGAUUAAUGAUUGAGGAUAGUGUGGGAAGAGCUUCAUGAUCUUUCUUUUCUUAUCCAUGCUGAGUUUUCUUGUAUUUGAUAUUUGAAGUUGUUUCUUGUCUGUUGAUGUUUUUGGAGUGCACAUUAAAUGUGUUUCAAAAGCAUUAACGAAUUUCCCCUUUUCAAGUGUUACUAUGAUGUUGUAAAUAUUGUGACCAUACAAAUCAAUAACACAAAAAUGCAGUGAAUUGUAUGGAAUAUGAUGCAGCCAGUCAAAUUAAAGCUGCUAACAAUAAAUGUUCACCUACAU
This is a messenger RNA of Arachis ipaensis, 3751 nucleotides long. RefSeq names its product serine/threonine-protein kinase Nek5. The record is from RefSeq and is a predicted model, not a curated record. Gene Ontology annotation, molecular function: protein serine/threonine kinase activity; ATP binding. Gene Ontology annotation, cellular component: cortical microtubule. Lineage: Eukaryota; Viridiplantae; Streptophyta; Magnoliopsida; Fabales; Fabaceae. Gene Ontology annotation, biological process: microtubule-based process; protein phosphorylation.